Molecule: messenger RNA, 4387 nt
Organism: Xyrauchen texanus (razorback sucker)
Lineage: Eukaryota; Metazoa; Chordata; Actinopteri; Cypriniformes; Catostomidae
Product: cysteine-rich motor neuron 1 protein-like
Exons: 15
Coding region: 241-3057 (938 amino acids)
Cellular component (GO): extracellular region
Molecular function (GO): protein binding; serine-type endopeptidase inhibitor activity
Source: RefSeq, a predicted model, not a curated record
GAUUCAGUGAUACAUUGUGACACGGAGAGAAUCCUCCUCAGGAUCAUCAGUGCUACACUGUAACAGAUUCAUUUGAACUUACUGAGUUAGUAAUGCUGAAAGAAGUUUGACUAACGUUUUAUUUCCUCUACCUGCGAACAUUUUGGAUUAUUCGGACACUUUAGAAAGUUUGGACAAGUUCUACGGAUGAGACUCUUUCAUCUGGAUAUUUAUCCUUAUUACCUCAGUUAAAGCGUCAGAAUGUUUAUGUGUGUUUUUAAAAACAGCUCGUGUUUGGCUGUGAUGUAUUUGGUGUUCUGCGUGCACGUGAGUGAGUGUCAUGAAUGCUCCCCAUGCGCGCUCCGCGCGUGCCCGCGGCUCAGCCCGCUCGGGUGUGAUUCGGCUCGGGUUCUGGCCCGUGACCCGUGCGGCUGUUGUGAGCAGUGCUCUCGGCUCGAGCUCGAGCUGUGUGCUGGUCCGGACUGGACUCUGGGCUACUGCGGGUCUGGACUCACCUGCGCCGCUCUGAACCGGACUGGACCGGCGCUCAUACCUGAGACAGGUGUCUGUAAAGCGUCAGCUGACACCACAGAUGAAGACGAGCGCUGCCUCCUGGUGAGCGGGUGUGAUCGCGUGAACGGCGAGUGUGUGUGCGAGUCCAAACACUCCUGUAUUGGGACAUACAGCUAUCCGAACAGAGACGCAUGUGUACGCGCCGGGGAAACAGGGUCUCGUCGUCAUGAUCACAGACACGGGGAGAAGUUUGUCGGUGCUGUUAAUCCGGCGUGCGUGUUCUCCGGUUGUAACCUGACGUCUGCCGGCUGUGUUUGUUCAUCUCAGAGUUGCGACGAUCAUUUCACGUACAUCAACCGCAGUCAGUGUCAGCGAGCCGCAGAGGAACAGAAAUGUGCAGGAGUCUGGUGCCCGCCUGUGCCCGCCCCAGAGUGCCCGUCUGAUUCAGUACCAACCCGCAGCUACACACCUCCUGCAGACUGCUGCCCGACAUUAUCCCCUCAGUGCACUUGUGCCCAGUGCCCACCCCCGCCAGACUGUAGCAGCAGGCACAGAGCUGUGUUGGUGAGAGAGGGCACUGGAGCGCCAGGAGACUGUUGCCACAACUACACCUGCCAGAGAGAUUCUCCGCGGUGCGUUCAUAACGGGAAGGAUUUAGCGGAUGGCGACGUGUAUCGGAUGGACUCGUGUUGGCUCUGUCAGUGUCGGGCUGGAAUAUCAUUCUGCACUAAAGACGAAUGUGCCGAACUGGUCUGUGAUAACUUCUACGUUCCUGAGGGUGAAUGUUGUCCCGUCUGUAUAGAUGUGGAGCUGUUGUCGCUGGAGAGCACGAAGGCGAGCUGCUGGAUGGAUCAUAAACUGCGAGCUCACGACGAGCAGUGGAAAGAAGACGAUUGCACGUUCUGUCAGUGUGUGGACGGAGAACCUCACUGUACCGCGAUGGCCUGCAAACAGAGCUGCCAGAACCCCGUUAAAAUCCCCGGAGAGUGCUGCCCGUUCUGUGAGGAGCCAUCAUAUGAGACAGUGAGUCCGCUGCUGUGCCCUCCGCUGGAGAACUGCUCGCUCUCUGGGCACCACUGCCCAUAUGGCUUCCAGCAGGACCCCAGUGGCUGUCUGCUGUGCCAGUGUGUGAGCAAUGACACCUGUCCUGAUUUGUCCUCCUACUGUUCUCUGGAGUGUCCUCUGGGAUAUCACAAAGAUCACUAUGGUUGUGAAGUUUGUGAGUGUAGCGUACCAAAUUGUCGCCCCAUGACCUGUAGCAAGACCUGUCCGUAUGGAUAUGUGAGGAACAAACACGGUUGUGAGAUGUGUCGCUGUGUGAAGUGCCCCCCGUUCACGUGUGACAAACACUGCAGCGACGGCUUCAGGAAGAACAGAAAGGGCUGCAGUAUCUGCGAAUGUAACGAUCGUCAUGUGACCAGCACGACGGCCUCCAUUCAGCCGAUGCCCGGUUACUGUCUGACAGGUAGUGGGCGGCGCUUCGAGGAGGGUGACAGCUGGCACGACGGCUGCCGUGACUGUUACUGUCAUUCUGGGCGUGAGAUGUGUGUGCUCAUUUCCUGUCUUGUGCCCACCUGCGCCCACCCUGUGCUCAGACCACACCAGUGCUGCCCCAGCUGUGACGAUGAGUCUGGCAGCGGUCUGGUGGCGGGGAUGGACAUGGUGGUGUGUCGCGCUCCGGACGGGGAACUAUACGUGGAAGGAGAGUCAUGGAGUUUGGACGAGUGCACGCGCUGCACCUGCAGACAGGGUCGUGUACUCUGUGAUUCUGAAGUUUGUCCACCUGUCCUCUGCCACAUGCCAAUCAAAAACAAAGACACCUGCUGUUACACCUGCCCAGAGGACAAACUCAAUCCCCUCCUUCCUGUCAACAAUAGCCAACAGGAAUACUGCAUUUCUACUAAUGGAGAAAUCCUAUUGGCUGGUGAUUCGUGGAAGUCCAACGCCUGCACCAGCUGCACCUGUCGCAACGGGACGGUUGAGUGUUUUUCGCAACACUGUCCACCUGCCAGCUGCAGAGUACCAGUGCUGCGCAAGGGCCAGUGCUGCCCACACUGCCUAGAGGUCACAACAAUCUCAGUGCCAAUAGUGCUAUCCACCGCAGCGACCAAACACAACGUCAAAUCCACAGCUACCGUCACAGAGAGUCGGACAGCAUGGAUCACAACAGUUCCUCCAAUCUUUGCAGUUACAGAUGGUAAAGGUCUGUCUAAGGACGUUCCCAGCCAAAUGGAGAUGACUCUCAUUUACCAAUCAGCAGCCUGGAUUCUGGCGGGAAUCCUCUUGGCCAUCGUCAUCUUCCUCAUCGUGGCCGUCCUCAUCAACUGGAGGAAGAACUGGGUGCAAAUGUCCUGCUACAGCGCACCCAAAAAGACCGUGAUCCUGAAGAAGCACGUCAACAAGAGCUCGGUCGUGUACAUGGAACCAUCUAAAGAGUACAAGUUCCAGAACGUGAACAGCGAUUGUAGUUCGAACUUCCCCCUGGACGUGGGCUCAUCCUGUCCAGAACGGAUCACCAUCCCACGAGCCAAACUCGCCAGUGGACACGCCAGGGUCCAACGUUAACUUCUCCCACCACAAACAUCUUCCGGAAGGCCUGCAGAGUACUUUCUGUCACUCGCUGUAUCUCCACAUCACACUUAAGAAACUCCAAGCGUAUGCUGGCGACUCCUGAACAUACCGUUGAUUCAUCAGGAGCAAAGGAAAUAAAUAAGUUUUGUGAAACAUUUGUGUUUAUGAUGUUUGGAACUUCAAAAUGCUCUCGUGUUUCAGUGGGAACACCGGUUUCAUGGACGCCAAGUUCCGUGCCAUUCCAUGUUGGGGAGACGGCUGAGAAGUUUAGAAUUCAGAUGGACUUUUCGACUAUAGAUGACGCCAUAGAUAAGUUCCUGUUUAAAGACAGCCGACAGUAAGUUGAUUAAACGGAUUGUUGGGUUCACGACACGGACGAAUAAAAAAGUGAGCAGAAAUGUAACCAAGUGAAAUGUAUCUUCUCGUAAUCAAACGUACAUUGAGGCCUUACAGGACAAACACGUUUCCUGACCUCUUGAUUCUGUUUUGUUCAUUUUUAUAUCAAGUGUUUUUCUUGUAGUUUUCUCGUUAGUCACUUUAACGGCAUUCAUCACUCCUGGUGCUUUAGAUGACCUGUAGAUGUCUUGAGGUCUUGAAGACAGAAGUGCCAUUUGGAUGUUUUCCCAAUAAAGUGAUACCCAAUUUCAGUAUUCGUAUUUUCAGUAUUCGUAUAGUGAAUCAUUAGUGUAGAUGCAUAUGCUCAUAUGAACUACAUAUGACGUUUGGAGAGCAUUUAUCUUUGAGUUGUCUGAUCCUGUUUGACCUGUUUGAGGCUAUAUCUCAAGAUGAUCCUAUACCGUUUUUCCAGAAGUCGCUUCUGUUGGUCAAGGUUCUCCUUUACUAUCCACUCUAAUUCAGACAUUUAAAAUGAUUUCAUAUUGUUAAGAAAUUCAUAGGCAAGCAUGUUUAUACUUGUCUACACAACGUAUUUCCUAAAUGUGUCAUAUCACCUCCAUGUCUUCAGCCACAACAGUGGCACUCGUCAAAGGAGAAUCUGAGUGAAUGCAUUGCAUUGUUUGCGAUUACUAAAUGUACAAAGAAGUAUAGUAGAUGUAAAAUCAUAGUAGAUGAUGAAAGUAUCUUAUUUAUUUUUUCAUGUAGUUAUUUAUUAAUACUAAACACUAGUUUUCGUAAUUGACAUUAUUGUCUGAUGUUUUGAUGUUGGCAGAGAAACCCAAAGCUGCUGUACAGAUUUUGUAAACUGUUUUGCAUCUGUCUGCUUUAUACUCCCAAGCUUAUUUAUUUGACUUGUGCAACGUGUAAAUACAAACCUUGAACUGUAACAUUUACACUUGUUUCUGCAAAUAAAAGUAUGUGUGUACUA